AUGGCAUCUGCCAGCUCCAGCCGGGCAGGGGUGGCCCUGCCUUUUGAGAAGUCUCAGCUGACUCUGAAAGUGGUAUCAGCAAAGCCCAAGGUGCAUAAUCGUCAACCUCGGAUUAACUCCUAUGUGGAGGUGGCAGUGGAUGGACUCCCCAGCGAGACCAAAAAGACUGGAAAGCGCAUUGGGAGCUCUGAGCUUCUCUGGAACGAGAUCAUCAUUUUGAAUGUCACGGCCCAGAGUCACUUGGACUUGAAGGUCUGGAGCUGCCAUACCUUGAGAAAUGAACUGCUUGGCACUGCCUCUGUCAACCUCUCCAACGUCCUGAAGAACAAUGGCGGCAAAAUGGAGAACACGCAGCUGACCCUGAACCUGCAGACAGAGAACAAAGGCAGUGUUGUCUCGGGCGGAGAGCUGACAAUUUUCCUGGACGGGCCAACUGUUGAUCUGGGAAGCGUGCCUAAUGGCAGUGCUGUGACAGACGGAUCACAACCACCUUCAAGAGAAUCCUCUGGGACAGCUACAACUGCAGAGAAUCGGCACCAGCCCUCCAGUACCAACUGCUUCGGUGGGAGAUCCCGGACGCACAGACAUCCAGGUGGUUCAGCCAGAACACCCACAGCAACUGGAGAGCACAGCCCUGGUUCUAGGAACCGGCAUCGGCAGCCCAUCAAGAACGCAAGCCACAGUGGCUUGGCCAAUGGCACAGUGAAUGAUGAAUCCACCGUAGCCACUGAUUCCGAAGAGCCCUCUGUCGUUGGUGUGACAUCCCCACCCACCGCAGCCUUGAGUGUGACCACGAACCCCAACACAACGUCUCUUCCAGCUCCGGCCACCCCAGCUGAAGGAGAAGAGCCCAGCACUUCGGGCACACAGCAGCUCCCAGCGGCUGCCCAGGCCCCCGAUGCUCUGCCUGCUGGAUGGGAGCAGCGAGAGCUGCCCAAUGGACGUGUCUAUUAUGUUGACCACAAUACCAAGACCACCACCUGGGAGAGGCCUCUUCCUCCAGGCUGGGAGAAACGCACAGAUCCCCGAGGCAGAUUUUACUAUGUGGACCACAACACUAGGACCACCACCUGGCAGCGCCCCACGGCCGAGUACGUGCGGAACUACGAGCAGUGGCAGUCACAACGCAACCAGCUCCAGGGAGCCAUGCAGCACUUCAGCCAAAGAUUCCUCUAUCAGUCUUCGAGUACUUCGACUGACCAUGACCCCCUGGGCCCCCUCCCUCCUGGCUGGGAGAAGAGACAGGACAAUGGACGGGUGUAUUACGUGAACCAUAACACGCGCACCACCCAAUGGGAGGACCCUCGGACCCAGGGGAUGAUCCAGGAACCAGCUCUACCCCCCGGAUGGGAGAUGAAAUAUACCAGCGAGGGGGUGCGAUACUUUGUGGACCACAACACCCGCACCACCACCUUUAAGGAUCCUCGCCCAGGGUUUGAGUCGGGGACAAAGCAAGGUUCCCCUGGUGCCUACGACCGCAGUUUUAGGUGGAAAUAUCACCAGUUCCGUUUCCUCUGCCACUCAAAUGCCCUACCCAGCCACGUGAAGAUCAGCGUUUCCAGGCAGACACUUUUUGAGGAUUCUUUCCAACAGAUCAUGAACAUGAAACCCUAUGACCUGCGCCGCCGGCUCUAUAUCAUUAUGCGCGGUGAGGAGGGCCUGGACUACGGAGGCAUUGCCAGAGAGUGGUUUUUCCUUCUGUCCCACGAGGUGCUGAACCCCAUGUACUGUUUGUUCGAAUAUGCUGGGAAGAACAACUACUGCCUGCAGAUCAACCCCGCCUCCUCCAUCAACCCCGACCACCUCACCUACUUCCGCUUUAUCGGCAGAUUCAUCGCCAUGGCUCUGUAUCAUGGAAAGUUCAUUGACACAGGCUUCACCCUCCCUUUCUACAAGCGGAUGCUCAACAAGAGACCAACCCUGAAAGACCUGGAGUCCAUUGAUCCUGAGUUCUACAACUCAAUUGUGUGGAUCAAAGAGAACAACCUCGAGGAAUGUGGCCUCGAGCUGUACUUCAUCCAGGACAUGGAGAUACUCGGCAAGGUGACAACCCAUGAGCUGAAGGAAGGUGGCGAGAGCAUCCGAGUCACGGAGGAGAACAAGGAGGAGUACAUCAUGUUGCUGACGGACUGGCGUUUCACCCGAGGCGUGGAAGAGCAGACCAAAGCCUUCCUGGACGGCUUCAAUGAAGUGGCCCCCCUGGAGUGGUUGCGCUACUUUGAUGAGAAAGAACUGGAGCUGAUGCUGUGUGGCAUGCAGGAGAUUGACAUGAACGACUGGCAGAAGAACACCAUCUACCGCCACUACACCAAGAACAGCAAGCAGAUCCAGUGGUUCUGGCAGGUGGUGAAGGAGAUGGACAAUGAGAAAAGAAUCCGGCUGCUGCAAUUUGUUACGGGAACCUGCCGCCUGCCCGUUGGGGGAUUUGCAGAGCUCAUCGGUAGCAAUGGACCACAGAAGUUUUGCAUUGAUAAGGUUGGCAAGGAAACCUGGCUGCCCAGAAGCCACACCUGCUUCAACCGCCUGGAUCUCCCACCUUACAAGAGCUACGAACAGCUGAAAGAAAAGCUGCUGUAUGCCAUUGAGGAGACUGAGGGCUUCGGACAGGAGUAACUGAGGCUGCCCCUCCCAUGCCCCCCAGCGCACACGUAGUUUGGAGUCCUCCCUGCCUGAGAGGCCAUUGGCCAUGCAGUCCUUGGGAGGUCCCCGUGGAUGGUGACCCUGCAUGGGACCACAUUGACAUCACACUGGUGGCAGAAGAACCUGACCCCUGAAGGCCCUACAGCCUUGCCCCUCUUCCCUGCUGGUGGCAGUCUGGAAUAAAGCCCCCUUGUCACCUUUGGGCCAGUCACCCAUUACAAAGUCUGGAGGGCUGACCCUCUUCUGGAAACACUAUCCCCUCCCCCCUAGGACCAACCCUAGGUGUGUGUGAGUGUGCAAGGGAAGGCAUCCUGACUUGUAAGCUGGGCCUCGCAGGCUAGCUAGAUGAAGAGGAGAUUGGCCACUUGGGUUGCUUUUCUGGCCUGAGACAGCCAACAGUCUUUGCCAGUAAGAGUUUCUGUCUCAGCUAGAACUUUUCCAACAAUCUAUUUGAAAUGAUGGGCAAGGGGGAGGACUCUGGAUGAAGGCCAUCUUCGCUCCCUCCCUAGCAGGCCCUGGCCAUGGAGGCCAAGCAGUAAAGCUCAAGGCCAGCCAUUGUGUUCUUCCUGAGCGAAUAAAAGGUUGCCCAGCUGCCUGGAUGACACAGCAGACCCCACAGACCUCUGUCCUGUUGCAUCAACUUGAAGCAUUUGUGCAGGGCUACUGCUUUUGGUAUUAUUUUUGGUAUGCCACUGUCACUUUUCAUCAAGGAGCUGGUGACCCAGGUGUUCUGGGACCUUGAAGGACUCAGCCCCGUUGGUCCAAGAGUUUCCUAAUAACUGCUCCUCAGGAACCCACUUAGUAGUCCAAGAGUUCCAGUGGUGCAGUAUCACAGUGUUCUAGGCCCCAAGCUUGACAGAGAGGAAGGAGCUGGUGUCCUGGACGCCGCUCCCAACCUUGCUGCCUGCCGCCUUUGCUAGAUGUCUUCACCCGGGCAGCCAACAGAGAUGGGGUUGAUGCCCCUGCCCUCCCGCUGGCCCCUGGAGUUCCAGGUGGGCCCAUUAGUCCCCUGUUGAGAAUGAAGUGCAUACCGCCAGCUGUAUGUGUUCAUUCUGUGUAGGUGUGAGGCUUUAUCUGCACGCAGGAAACAAUGCUAUUGAAAACCAGCAGAAGGGCCCUAGCUGCUGCACAUGGCCUGACUCAAUUUCUGGUGCCCUGCUGCCCCUAGCUUCUGAUGUGGAGAUUCUGCCAUCGAUUGAAAUCUGCAAGGUGAACAAGCUCUCUGGGAUGCUGGAGUAGCGAUUAUUGGAAACUCCCCAGCCCAUGCUUGCAGGGUUCUAGGGCAAGGUGCCAGUGCAGACUAGCUACCCAGGACCCCAGGCAGAAUCUCAGCCUGGUCACGGGAGCCUUCUGAGGAUGCACUUCUGUUCUCAGACCCUCGUCCUUCCCCGGCCCAUGGAGGUACAGCCCGUUACUGCCUCUGUGUGUGUGUGUGUGCGUGCGUGCGUGCGUGCGUGCGUGUGUGUGUGCUGAUCUGAGUGGCUCAGCACGCGUAGCUCUGCCUUCUCCCUCUCGCUGUCAUGCCACCUUCCUGUGGCAUGUCAUGACAUAGGCUGCUCCAUCAGGUGGGUAGGAGUCAAGCUGCCAUGUGAGGUUUGAAGCAUCAGGCUCACGGGUGUUUGUGUAUGUUCGUGUGCGCAUACAUACGUGUAUAUAACUGAAGUGACCGUGUGGAAUGCUCUUUGGAGCACUGGGUUGGCCACCAGAUUGUUUUGUAACGCUCGCCUCCCUGCCUCAGUAUUGCCAGUUUCUUGUGCAAUAAACAAUCAGCAGCUG
Molecule: messenger RNA, 4416 nt
Organism: Tupaia belangeri chinensis (Chinese tree shrew)
Lineage: Eukaryota; Metazoa; Chordata; Mammalia; Scandentia; Tupaiidae
Gene: WWP2
Product: WW domain containing E3 ubiquitin protein ligase 2
Exons: 23
Coding region: 1-2613 (870 amino acids)
Biological process (GO): proteasome-mediated ubiquitin-dependent protein catabolic process; regulation of monoatomic ion transmembrane transport; negative regulation of transcription by RNA polymerase II
Cellular component (GO): cytoplasm
Molecular function (GO): ubiquitin protein ligase activity; RNA polymerase II-specific DNA-binding transcription factor binding
Source: RefSeq, a predicted model, not a curated record